ACCUCUUAGCCCGUUCAGCCUCUCCAUAGUCCAGAAGCAGAGGUGCUGGUGACCGCCUCAGGAAAUAGCCCUAAGACAGGUGGCCUUAAAGUGACUGGCUGGCUUCAGCCCAGCUGGUGGCUGCUCUCUGAGAAGCAGAGACCUUGAGCACAUCUCAGCCCACAGGCAGCCCCAUGAAGAGCCCUGUCUGCACCUUGCCCUUCCCCACCGAGACUCUCCAGCAGGGACUCUGGCCUGCUGGGCUGCCACGGUAAAGCAGCGCCCCUGGGAAGGCGGUGCCAUCUGCCUGAUUUCGCUAGACUUUAGCCAUCUCCAGAACCCCACCUGAUGUCCUGGGACCCCGCUCUUCAGGAAAGGGACAUUCCUGGAGGCAGAAAUGUAGCGCAGCUCUGAAUGAGGCCCCAAAAGAUGGGAGAUGCAGAAGCCCCUUUGGGAGGAGAGGACACCUGGGCAACCCUUGACCCCCUUUCCCACCCCCACCUCCAGGUUGGGAGCACGUUCCUGCACGUGGCUAUGCUGUGGGGCCUCUCUCAUGAGUCAGAGCGGAGGGAGACAGCUGUGCCUCUGGAGUCUGCUUUUAAUUAUCUGGAAAUGCAGAGAUGUCUGGUUUUUGCCUGAGCAAAAUAGGAGUUUAUUUUUGUACUAUCCCGAGCUGGCUAAGGAGAGUCACGUAGCUGUGGGCGGGGUCUUGGGGAUGAGGAGGGGUACAGCAGGCAGGGACUAUGCUGAAGUGGAGCUGGCUGUAGGAACCCCAGGGAGGCACAGGGGGAGCAUGAAGAGGAGCUACACUUCCCUCCCUUAGUGCCCGGGCAGAAACUCCCAGGGCCCUUCACAGAACCUUGGAGGAACAUUCAACACCCCCAUCUCUAGGACAGCCCCAGCCCUGUCAUCCUCCAAUUGCUAUGGUAACACGGGGACUGGAGCAGUGAGAUUGUUAGGCCUUCAGGGCCAGUGUCUCCAUGCAGAUCAGAUGGAGGCGGUGCUUGGCACAUAUAGCACCUCACUGCCCAUGCCCACAGAAGUUGGUGCAGAUCAUAAGGUGGCUUUUGGGGCUAAUUGAUUGAAGUUCCAACAUAGUCUGUUUCUCCUAGGCUGGUAGCUGGCACCUUUGGCCCCACGUGUUUUUUAAUUAUUUUUUCUUUUGAGACGAAAUCUCGCUCUAUCACCCAGGCUGAAGUGCAGUAGUGCAAUCUCAGCUCACUGCAGCCUCUGCCUCCCGGGUUCAAGCAAUUCUCCUGCCUCAGCCUCCCGAGUAGCCAGGAUUAAAGGUGCCUGCCACCACACAUGGCUAAUUUUUGUAUUUUUAAUAGAGACAGGGUUUCACCAUGUUAACCAGGCUGGUCUCAAACUCCUGACCUCAGGUGAUCUUCCUGCCUCAGCCUCCCAAAGUGCUGGGAUUACAGAUGUGAGCCACUGCGCCCAGUCAUGCCCAUGUGUUUUGGUGGCCUUGGCUGCUGAUGGGUGGGGUGAGCCCCAGGAGGAAGUUGGGACAAGUCAACCUCAUGGCAGAUGUGCCAGGGAGAGCUGCGGGUGAGAUAGAUUGUUCCUAUCCCCCUCUCCUUGAUGUGGGAGGACUCAGUACCUCCGGCACACCCUUCUCAUGGAGGUUGGUUAUGUGGUACUUGGCCUCAAGUGAACCAGCACUUCAUGAGUCCAUCUUUGUGCUAGACCAGCACUUGGGAUUGAGGGGGGCAGUGGCCACCCUCGGGGGACCUUCUGACUCAGAGGACAUGAGAUGGCCACACUCGAGCACUGUGUUCCUGACCUUUCUGGGUCACAGGUCACCUUGAUGAUUGGAUGAAAGUCUUAGAUCUUCUUUCCAGAGAAAAGUCUACAACAUUCUACUGAACCAGUCCAGAGGGUUCCCGGACCCCCGAAGCCCACCCAUGGGCUGGCUCUGGGAGGCAAUGGCGCUGAAUCUCUCGCAUGGAUCCCCACAGAUGGUACGGAGGGAUAUCGGGCUGUCAGUGACGCACAGGUUCUCCACCAAGUCCUGGCUGUCGCAGGUCUGCCACGUGUGCCAGAAGAGCAUGAUAUUUGGAGUGAAGUGCAAGCAUUGCAGGUUGAAGUGUCACAACAAAUGUACCAAAGAAGCCCCUGCCUGUAGAAUAUCCUUCCUGCCACUAACUCGGCUUCGGAGGACAGAAUCUGUCCCCUCGGACAUCAACAACCCGGUGGACAGAGCAGCCGAACCCCAUUUUGGAACCCUCCCCAAAGCACUGACAAAGAAGGAGCACCCUCCGGCCAUGAAUCACCUGGACUCCAGCAGCAACCCUUCCUCCACCACCUCCUCCACACCCUCCUCACCGGCGCCCUUCCCGACAUCAUCCAACCCAUCCAGCGCCACCACGCCCCCCAACCCCUCACCUGGCCAGCGGGACAGCAGGUUCAACUUCCCAGCUGCCUACUUCAUUCAUCAUAGACAGCAGUUUAUCUUUCCAGACAUUUCGGCCUUUGCACACGCAGCCCCGCUCCCUGAAGCUGCCGACGGUACCCGGCUCGAUGACCAGCCGAAAGCAGAUGUGUUGGAAGCUCACGAAGCGGAGGCUGAGGAGCCAGAGGCUGGCAAGUCUGAGGCAGAAGACGAUGAGGACGAGGUGGACGACUUGCCGAGCUCUCGCCGGCCCUGGCGGGGCCCCAUCUCUCGCAAGGCCAGCCAGACCAGCGUGUACCUGCAGGAGUGGGACAUCCCCUUCGAGCAGGUAGAGCUGGGCGAGCCCAUCGGGCAGGGCCGCUGGGGCCGGGUGCACCGCGGCCGCUGGCAUGGCGAGGUGGCCAUUCGCCUGCUGGAGAUGGACGGCCACAACCAGGACCACCUGAAGCUCUUCAAGAAAGAGGUGAUGAACUACCGGCAGACGCGGCACGAGAACGUGGUGCUCUUCAUGGGGGCCUGCAUGAACCCGCCCCACCUGGCCAUUAUCACCAGCUUCUGCAAGGGGCGGACGUUGCACUCGUUUGUGAGGGACCCCAAGACGUCUCUGGACAUCAACAAGACGAGGCAAAUCGCUCAGGAGAUCAUCAAGGGCAUGGGAUAUCUUCAUGCCAAGGGCAUCGUACACAAAGAUCUCAAAUCUAAGAACGUCUUCUAUGACAACGGCAAGGUGGUCAUCACAGACUUCGGGCUGUUUGGGAUCUCAGGCGUGGUCCGAGAGGGACGGCGUGAGAACCAGCUAAAGCUGUCCCACGACUGGCUGUGCUAUCUGGCCCCUGAGAUUGUACGCGAGAUGACCCCUGGGAAGGACGAGGAUCAGCUGCCAUUCUCCAAAGCUGCUGAUGUCUAUGCAUUUGGGACUGUUUGGUAUGAGCUGCAAGCAAGAGACUGGCCCUUGAAGAACCAGGCUGCAGAGGCAUCCAUCUGGCAGAUUGGAAGCGGGGAAGGAAUGAAGCGUGUCCUGACUUCUGUCAGCUUGGGGAAGGAAGUCAGUGAGAUCCUGUCGGCCUGCUGGGCUUUCGACCUGCAGGAGAGACCCAGCUUCAGCCUGCUGAUGGACAUGCUGGAGAAACUUCCCAAGCUGAACCGGCGGCUCUCCCACCCUGGACACUUCUGGAAGUCAGCUGACAUUAACAGCAGCAAAGUUGUACCCCGGUUUGAAAGGUUUGGCUUGGGCGUCCUGGAGUCCAGUAAUCCAAAGAUGUAGCCAGCCAUAUGGUUUUUCGCUGCUGAUCUCUUUCUUUUUAAAAUGUGUUUCUGAAACAUCCAAACAACCACCACGACAAAAAAACACUGCCUGCCCACCGCUGCAAACCAGGAGCACGUGUCCUAGAUUCAGACUGUUGGCCAUAAACCCCACUCGGGAGAUGGAGCUGCACCUGCUAUUUCUUAAAAUGACACCACCAACAACCAAACCUGUCAUGACAGACAGCAAAUGUUUACACGUUUAUUUCUCCUGAGUGAACCUGAUGUUUUCCAAUAGGUAAUAAUAAAAACAGUCUGUGCAGAUGCACUGGCACUGACGGCCAGGAUGGCGGAAAUGGCCGUCCCCUCUGAGGACCUUGUAGGCGGUGAGGGACCCAUGCUGGGCCAGAAGGAAGACAAACAUGGUGAUUGCAGCUGUUCUUGGGGUAGGGCGGGGAGCCCAGAAGGUCUGAUCUGGCCUCUGCUUUUUGGCCCAAGACUCCAUCAGGGAAAUCUAUCUAGGGCUCUCCCCUUGUCCUUUCAAAGGGAUACUGCCCCUUCCUCGUCUUGCAGAGGAAACCCUGGCUAGGAACUGAGCUAGUCUAUGGCGUCUGGAAUUCCUGGAGAGCUUGGGUUCACCUUCUCACCCCUGUAAUCCAGGCUGCUCCUGCUGGAAAAGUAGAAACAGAAUCCAAAAAAGGUCUGGACUCACCCAGUGGUUCCCAGCCAGGGUUUCUGCUGAAAGGUGAGGAAACAUCCAUGGCUUGUACAGAUGUGAGUCUUUGAUGAAGCCCCCAGGCAGGCACCAAGGUGAUGGGACUCAGGGCCUUGGCUUUUAGAUACAUCCCAGUCCCUCACUGACAUCUGACCAUGAGGGCUGGAUGGGUGGGAACAAGGAGGAGGAGUAGAUGGCAAAGGUACCUGAGCCCACUUCCCAGCCACAGGGUGACCCUGGCACUGUAAAAACCCUUUGUCAGUCAUGCCAGAAGGUUCUAGAACUGCCCACCUCUUCCAUUUCAGUCCUGCUGAAACCCCUUAGCCUAUUUCCGACUCCUCUGUCCAUGCUCUGAGUUCAGCUGGGCGGUGUGUGGGCUAUCACCCCUUUCAUUUAGACCUACCUAGCUGGCCCCCAUCUGCAGAGCCUUCCUUAGCACCAUUAGGCCUUCUACUUGUGUCCAUUUGAAGCAGGAGGGGCUGGAUUUGGAAAAGUCUUUGAAGUGAGAGCACCACGCUUGUCUUCGUUAGAAACUCUUAACUGCAGAAAAAAGUUCCAGAUGGCAAGGGAGCCCUUAAGUGGAGAUUAGGUUGCAUUAGACUCCAAAACCAGAAAGGAAAAAGGGUGAUGGGAGUGGAGACGUGAUUGGAUUCAGGCCCAGAACCUGUGACCAUGCUCUGAGCUCAGACUUGGGGAGGGAGGGGUGUGGCUCCCACCCCUUCCAGUUAAGACCUGCCUAGCAGAGCCCCAGUCUCCAGCCCCUUCCCUAGCACCAGAGUCUGGUCAAAAUGCCACAGAAAAUGAGCUGCUCUGCCAGCAAGCUGUGGAGCUGCCUCCUCUCCAGGCCUGGCAUCCCUUGGUCAGCCCCUCCUGGGAGGGCACAGCCGUAUUACAGUGCCAGUGUGCCUGGCCAUCAGCAUCUUCACCCUUCCCAGUCUGUGUGGGGAGGCUGUAAACCACAUGGAUUCAGCUCCGUGUGGAGUUUCUGUGCUAUGGUGGGACUGCUCAUUUUGCCCCAUCAUCCCUUUGGCCUCCCACACACCUGCCCCUUCCCAGGGAUCACGUGUGUCUCCAGCCUUUCACCUUUCUAUUGCAAUGGUGGCCUUUGUCCAGGCAAGAGCAGGCCUGAUGGAUGUACUGGUGACCCCCACAGUUGGAUGUCAGCUCAGCCGUCCAACUGGGAGGAACAGUAGGCUCAGUUCCUCCCUGACCCCUGACACCAGGCCGCAGUGGGCAUGCACAGGCCCACAGAAAGUCAGUCUGGGUUUUGCUUUUCUUGUGAGCAUCACAGUUAAAGAAGCGCUCAUUGAGCAACUACAGUGCACUUGGUCUUCUGCAAGUGCUGGGCACCUAGAGAUAGGAACAGUCAUGGUCCCUGCUCUUAAGGAACUGAUGACCUGGUGGGGCCCUGUUGUCUUCAAGGAACCCAGAAGCCACUGGGCCCCAAAGGUGGAACUGAAGGACUGGGGGCAGCUGGCUGUCAGCCUGCCACCUCUGCACUGCCUGCCUUUAAAGAACCCCACCCCACCCCAUGAUGGUCCCCUCUGUUCCCCUUGUAUUUCAGUGACUGUGAAUUGAGGUUAGGAAGGCACACCUGCCCUUCUGUGUGCUCUCUCCACGCGAAGGAUGACAGAUACUGUGAAUUCAGCCCUCACGGCCAACUGUGAAGGGGAUGGAGAAGGCUGGGAGGGCUCGGGGAGAGCUCUUAGGGGCUGCGGAAGUCCCCACGGGGAUCUGAGAGUGGAGCCCAAGCUUUGGCCCUCCAGGCAUCCCCAGUUUCCAGCCUCACCUCUGAAGCCCUGCUGCCUUUAACCACCAGAGCCGCAGCCCCCUGGGUUUCUGUCUAACUCGAAGUCUUGAAUCCUAGCUAAUUUGGGGUUGUGAGCAGUGUGUAGCAAAGUUGAUCUCUCCAUGUCACCAAAUCAAAACACCCUCUGUCAUCCUACGGCAUUUCCUCUUGAGGUCACAGAGAGGAAUGGCAAGCCCUGGAAACCUGUGUUAUUCUGUGUUGAUUUGGUGUGGGGGGAGGGUGGAGACGUAAAUGUCAAGCCAGUUGGAGUUUGUGCUAUGCAGCAGUGUUAGCCAGGAUCUCAUCAGCGUGCAAACCUAGCAUCUUCUGUGGCCACAAGCCACACACUUGCUUUUUUUGAAUGUGAUGUAAAAUUUGUACAGUAAAGUUUUUAUAUUUUCUAUCAACUACAUUUGUCUUCCAGACAUGCUAUUAAUUUAAAUUAAAAUGGUUAGUAUUAACGAACAUGCUGUAUCGGGUUUUUUUGCCACUGGCAAGAACAUGCCCUCUGUGCUAAGCCAGGCCUGGGUGUCUGGAGUUUGUGAAUAAAGUUAUACCAAGGUG
Messenger RNA from Pan troglodytes (chimpanzee), 6684 nucleotides. RefSeq names its product kinase suppressor of ras 1 (gene KSR1). Gene Ontology annotation, biological process: protein phosphorylation; Ras protein signal transduction. The record is from RefSeq and is a predicted model, not a curated record. Gene Ontology annotation, molecular function: protein kinase activity; ATP binding. Bases 1887 to 3638 code for a protein of 583 amino acids. The transcript is spliced from 16 exons. NCBI's taxonomy places the organism in Eukaryota, Metazoa, Chordata, Mammalia, Primates, Hominidae. Gene Ontology annotation, cellular component: cytoplasm; endoplasmic reticulum; membrane.